CUCGUCUUCGACAGUAACGCUUUCCUAGAUUCUUCAUCAACUCCGAAUUUCUUGUACGCCUUCACGCCCAGGAUGAAGAGCGACUUUCGAGGUCAAAUUUCUCCGAAUCUGCGACAAAGAUAAAUAAUCCUGUUUUUCUGCGCAUGCAGCGACAGCAACUUCUCGUAGAGCUCCGUGAAAGCGAACAGCAUGGCUACCCCCACACUUUCCGUCGAACAACAAAUAAAGCAGCUCGAUGAGGCACGAAAGCUCGUAUUGAGUGAUGCUACUUACUAUGAACGAAUCAUACAAGGCAUCCUACCUAUUGCUGCUCCUGGUGCCAGGGUAGAGUUGCGACGAUGGGUUGCCGAUUUUUUGGCAGAGACGUUCGCAAGUCCCUGGGUACCGGCGCAUGAGAAAGAGAAGAUGAGCUUGAUAGUAUUGGAUACUUUGAAGUCUAUGAUUGAGAAUCCACAAGAGGAUGCUGCGGUCGUGAAGAGUGUCGUACAAACAGCUGCGAGUUUAUACCCUGUUGUGGUGAGAAGGAUCAUCAACGAACCAAAUGACAGCCAGACAUGGAGUAAGAUGCUUGCUAUCAAGUUGAGAAUUCUACGGAUAUGGGACACUGCUACUACAGGUGUACGGAUAUGCUGCAUCAAGUUUGCUCAGCGUGUCGUCCUAGUACAAACAAAUGGCCCAGCUGUUGAUCCUAGGAAUGGCAAUCCUCUCGAAGUGUCCCUUUCCAUGGUUCCCCCGAAUCAUCCCCUCAUGCCUCCUAUGAACCUGGAAGCCGAAGCAUCUGGACUGUUAGACCGAAUGUUAUCAGUCUUCCAAGAGAAUAUCAGCGAUGCCGUUCUCGUUGAUGCUACUCUAAACUCCCUUUCUAUUCUGAUCAGAGCCCGUCCCCAUAUUGCCAAUAGAAUCUUGAACGUCAUCUUAAACUUCAACCCCCUUAAACAAGCCAAUUCGCCCAUGACCCCCAAGCUCCGCGUUAUGGUGAAGUCUAUGGAAAAGACCACUAGAUCAUUGCUUGUACACAUCUUGAAACGGGACAACCAACAUCCAUUGGCAGGUAAGAUCCAGCAAUAUGUGGAGAGGAUGAUGAGAUCGAAGUCGGAUAUUUUCGAUGAAGUUAGUCGUAAACGAGGUCCACCUGAGCCUACAGAUGGUUUAGACGCUGCAAAGCGACAAAAACUUGCUGCUCAAGUGACAAGUGCUCCGCCAAAAUUCCAUGUUCCUCCCCUAGACCCUGGCCCUCACUCGGUCGCUGAGCUUUUCACUGUCACAACCGACGAUGCCUUAAAAGCGUUCGAUGUUGCACAACUCUCAGAAGACAUGGUCGUCAAAAUUGGCAUUACGAUUCUGCAACGCAUUGACGUCGAUAUGUUGAACCAAGCAGUUGAAGGCGUUCGGAAAAGAUUAAAAAUCAUGUCUGAGAUUGAACGUCUAGUGGUUACUUCAUCAACAAUACCCUUGGAUGUAGAAGAUGACGAUGAUGACUACGAACCCGCGGAAGAUACAGAGCAAAUACUAAAUAAGCUCGACGCCGCACCUCCAGCUGAACUGGUAAAACUUCUGCCACCAGCACCAGAAGUAGCCCUCGGAAAGUUCAAGUUACCCGACCCACUUCCCAUGUCACCAGAGGAAGUCGCCCUAGCCGGACGAGGUGUGGUCGAUAGACUCUUCGGUCUGAUGACAAGCUUGGAUGAAAGAGACAAGAAAUCAAAAUCUGCUGGUUUCAACAGAUUGGCAGCAAGUACAAAUGAUCGAGAUUCAUGGGUCACAAUCAUCACUCGAAUUGCAACACGUGCCAGCGCUGGUUUAGAGGAAGCCGACGGUGUGAAGGUUGAGGCCAAUCGCCCAACACCAUUCUCUAUGAGCAAUACGAUCCGCGAAGAAAUGUACAACUACGUUUUUAUGGACUUCCGCAAGCGUAUUGAUACUGCUGUUCAAUGGCUUUGCGAGGAGUGGUAUAAUGACAGAAUGCAGAUGAAGCGAGGAGUAGACGCCAUCUUGCAUUACGAGAAAUGGGUUCUUAGGAUUUUGGAUGGCAUCUUACCAUACUUGGAUUCACAAGAUCGUACAUUGCUCAUCAAGUUCCUAGGAGACAUUCCAGGACUGAGUGCGGAAGUUCUCGGUAGGGUCACAGGCUUGUGUGUCAACCCAAGCACCGUAAACAUGGCUUUGCAAAGUCUGCUCUAUCUGCUUGUAUACCGUCCACCUGCGAAAGAACUUGUACUUGCCGCCGUCGAAGACGUUUGGAAUACUUACGAGGACGCUAGACCUGUUGUGGUCAAACUGUUCGUCAAGUAUCGACCUGAUUACGGCGAGCGAUUCAAGGCUGCAGAGGGAGCAGAGAGGGCGAACGGUGUACCGGAAGUCAAGGAGGUCGCGGCCACUUGAGGAAGCUUUUCCUAUCUCACAAAUCAUGGCGGUGUAUUCUAGUCUCAGGGCAUGUCAUCUUCAGCAUCAUUGGGUGGCGUAAUGGACUCAUUUGAUGGGUUUCGACGAAUACACAAAAGUCGAUCUGGUCUAGCAACGACCCUUGUAUUCAUGGAAGCGAAAUGAUGGAGCGUUAUGAUAUUGAGCUGUCGAUUUGGUGGAAAUACCCACUACCGAAUGAAAUUUGACUAGAGAAGCAAGAAAUGAAUGCUCAACCAAGUCUCCUAUCACAAUUUUAC
Molecule: messenger RNA, 2660 nt
Organism: Mollisia scopiformis
Lineage: Eukaryota; Fungi; Ascomycota; Leotiomycetes; Helotiales; Mollisiaceae
Exons: 7
Coding region: 190-2382 (730 amino acids)
Cellular component (GO): mRNA cleavage and polyadenylation specificity factor complex
Source: RefSeq, a predicted model, not a curated record